ACAACUGCUUUGAGGUGAUGGAGCGUGUGAAGGCGUUCGCUGCCAAGGAAGGUCGUCAACCACGUAUCAUGGUAGCCAAGAUGGGUCAAGAUGGCCACGACCGUGGAGCUAAAGUGGUAGCCACUGGAUUCGCUGAUCUUGGAUUUGAUGUUGAUGUCGGACCACUGUUCCAAACACCAGCCGAAGCUGCUCAGCAAGCUGUAGAUGCUGAUGUACAUGUAGUUGGAGCAAGCAGUCUUGCUGCUGGACAUCUUACGCUGGUGCCCCAGUUAGUUCAGGAACUUGCCAAGCUGGGAAGAGAAGACAUCCUAGUGGUUGUUGGUGGUGUGAUUCCUCCACAGGAUUAUGACGCUCUCUACAAAGCCGGUGCAUCGCUGAUUUUCGGACCUGGAACGAGACUUCCAACUUGUGCCAACCAGGUAAAUUACUGUUUUGUGAAAAAUAAACGAAAUCUUGGCUUUGUUGGCCAUCCAACUGGUAGGUACUGA
Molecule: messenger RNA, 488 nt
Organism: Haemonchus placei
Lineage: Eukaryota; Metazoa; Nematoda; Chromadorea; Rhabditida; Trichostrongylidae
Source: the annotation of a GenBank genome assembly